CCCAACCUGACAACCGCCGGCCGUGCGAAUGGACCCUGAAUCCGAGAUCGCGUUCGAGUUCGUGCCGAUCAUCCGGCAGUACAAGAGCGGCCGCGUCGAGCGCCUACUCCCCGCGAACCCCGUCCCGCCCUCCGUCGACGCCGCCACCGGAGUCGCCUCCAAGGACGUCACCGUUGACCCAACCACCGGCCUCUGGGCUCGCCUCUACCUCCCCGCCGGCCCCGCCGACAGCAAGCUCCCCAUCGUGGUGUACCUCCACGGCGGCUGCUUCGUGGCGGGCUCGGCCGCCGACGCGCCGGACCACGCCUUCCUUAACCGCCUAUGCGCCAGCGCGCGCGCCAUCGCCGUGUCCGUCGAGUACCGCCUGGCGCCGGAGCACCCCGUCCCCGCGUGCUACGACGACGCGUGGUCCGCCCUCCGGUGGGCCGCGGAGGGCGCCGCCGAUCCGUGGCUCCGGGACGGCGGCGACCGCGACCGGCUGUUCGUGGUCGGGUACAGCACCGGCGGCAACGUCGCCCAUAACGUGACGCUCCGCGCGGGCUCGUCGGAAUCAGACUCGCUCCCCCUCCCCCGCGGCGCCCGGGUCAGCGGCCUCGCGCUGCUGCACCCCUACUUCCUGUCGGCCGGGGCUGACGGCGAGACCGAGGCGACGCAGGCGUGGCUGCGGGCCAAGCUGGAGGAGCUGUGGGGGUUCGUGUGCGGCGGGCGCACCGCCGGGCUCGACGACCCGCGGGUCAACCCGGUGGCCGACGGCGCGCCGAGCCUGCGGCGGCUGGGCUGCGGCCGCGUCCUCGUCUGCCUCGCGGAGGAGGAGCUUCGGCCCCGGGGCAAGGCGUACCACGACGGGCUGCUGGCCAGCGGGUGGCCGGAGGAGGAUGUCGAGCUGCUGGAAUCCGUCGGCGAGGACCACGAGUUCUUCCUCCGGGAGCCCCGGAGCGCCAAGGCGCUGGCUCUCAUGGACCGCCUGGUCGCCUUCAUCGCUGGGAAGCAGGAGUAG
Molecule: messenger RNA, 997 nt
Organism: Lolium rigidum
Lineage: Eukaryota; Viridiplantae; Streptophyta; Magnoliopsida; Poales; Poaceae
Product: probable carboxylesterase 13
Exons: 1
Coding region: 29-997 (322 amino acids)
Molecular function (GO): hydrolase activity
Source: RefSeq, a predicted model, not a curated record